AUGCCGCACUGAGACGCCGGCGCCGGUUCAGUUGUGCUCAGUGUUCUAUCGUUUGAUAACCGACCACGGAGAUGCCCCUGUAAUUAAUUCAUCUUCAUUGGUUCGUGCACACUACUUAAUUUAUAUAAAAAAGGAACAAAAUAGUGUCAAAACCUUUUUCGUGGAUGUAAUAAAUGGGAAACUUUAGAAAUGCAAGAAGAUAAAGUAGCAGUUGCAGCCUUUGAUAAGAGAUUUUUUACCAUCUACCGCAACAAAGAAGGGAAAACAACUCAUGAAUUUACGCCAUCGUUCAAAGAAAAUAGAGAAAAAUGUACAAAAAUAGAAAAUGCAAGAAAAGCAACGUGGUGGACUAACUCAGUACCUGUGAUUCAUAACUAUUUAAGUCUUAUUUUUAUAGGUCUAUUAACUUGGGGACUUUUAUGGUGCUCACUGGGCGACGAGUGGGGCUGGGAUGGCCAAUGGUUCAGGCUUGCAGUGGUUGCCAUCGCAGCAUGGGCGAGUGGCCAAGCUCUGCAAGCACUCACCACACUUCCACCAAUGUUAGCAGCUUUACUGACUGGUAUACUAGCGCGGAAUAUUGGCUUCCUAGAUAUGAACCAAUAUACAAAUGUAGACUCGUUUUUGAGAAAAAUAUACCCUGUUAUAAUUCUUGGGAAGGGGUCCCUAGGGUGGGACUUGCAGUUCAUGAAGAACAACUGGUGGAGACUCGCGACUCUUGGAACACUACCUUGGGUGGCAGAGGUAGUAGUGUUGGCUUUUAGUGUUCACUUCUACCUUGGCUUCCCUGUGAUUUGGGGUUUACUUCUGGGUACAGUUUACGCGUCAAUGUCUGGAGCCGUCGUGCUGCCUUCGGUGGCUCGCAUCAGCGCCGACGCAGACUGCACGCGCAACUGGGUGCAGCUAAUUGGAACAACAAGCGGCACCGACACUGCCCUCAGCGUGGGAGUCUACGGCAUCCUGCACAGCUACAUCUUUUACGAAACUGACGUCAUCUACAAAUAUGUGAAAGCAGGCCUAGGACUUUUUGCUGGCGUCGCUCUUGGAAUCAUUAUGGGCACCGUGGCCGGAAAGUUACCUUCAUCCCGUGACUUCUAUGUGACUGAGUUGAGAGUUAUCAUGGUGGUAGCGCUUGGCCUGCUCGCUAACAUGGUGACGUCAAUGUUCGGGUGGGGUGGCGUUGCGGGAGUAGCUGUGUUAGUUUGCAACGCUACUGCGGCCUCGUUCUGGGCGCAGGACGGUUGGACACUGAACAAAAAUCCAGCCGCAACCGCCUACCGUAUCAUGUGGUCUACGCUGGAGCCCAUGGUGUUCGCUUACUCGGGAACUUUCUUUGAGAUCAACAAAAACCUAGCGAAUGUGUUACUACCUGGCUUCGGCAUAUUAGCUGUGUGUUUGUUCGUCCGCCUGGCUGUGGCAUACCUCACGUGCUGGGACUUCACUUUUCGGGAGAAGAUAUUUAUCUGUUGUACGUGGAUGCCGAAAUCUAUUGUAGAGGCUGUGCUUUGUCCAGUGGCAUUGGAUACCAUUGCCGCAUUAGGGAAUCGAGGUAACACAAUGGAGAGACAGUGGGCUGAGAACAUAAUGCAGCUCCUGAUACAACUCAUAUUGAUCACUACGCCCAUAGGAUUCCUGCUCACCAACCACCUUGGACCCAUGCUGUUGAAAACCCGACAGAAAGACUGUGAAAUCAUAGAAAGGAGAUCUCAAAGAAAAAAUUCAAUACACCGAUCUCAAGAUGAAGAGAGAAUGUGAUUCGUCUUAAUGAAAUAUGUGAUAACUAGUCUAUUAAUUUGUUGAAAUUAAGUUUCUGUUAAGCUUAAAAAUUACGUAUAGGUACCAUGGCGCAAAUAUGUCUUUUCAGUCGCCAUUUUAUAUUUAUACAUUUUGACAAUGAAAUUCUUCAAAAGUCUGUUUUGUAUUUUAUCUUAAUUAAUAAAUAAUAUUCAUAGACUCUUUCUAACAAUGAAUAAAUAACGUUUAGUAAUCUUUCAGCACAAACCUUCAUAAUGGGAUCAAGGAUGAAGUAUAAAAUUACAAAAGAUAAUUCAAACCAAAGUUAUUGUAAGUUAUUUUUAAUAACCAUUUAACAAAAAAAGUUAAAAAGAAAUUGUAUGUCAAACCCAACAAGUAUUUUAAAAGAACACUGAAUAAGCAAAUAUAAGUCUCGAAAAACUUACCAGCUUUUUAUAUUCCCUUUUUUUUGAUAAAAUUCUAAUUUGUUUCUUAGGUUUUCACGCACAUCACUCAUGAAAUAAAAUUUUAACGGGUUAAUGCAUGAAACUUUAUUUAUUUAUUGACAUUCACUCGCAGCUCUUUCAAGUCUGCUUCGUCAGAAUUAUUCUGACGAAGCAGACCUGAAAGGGCUGCGCGCAUUAACCCCUUAAAACUAGUUUUAAUUAAAAUUCUGAUUGAUUUCGCUUCGCUUACCUACUUAUUCUUGCGAUAAUUUUCAAAAACCAUAUCAUAAUUUUAAGUACUAACUCUUAAUUAUAAUAACCGAGCAAUUAAACUAUGAUUAGCUUGUCACUUUCUUUAGAUACUACUAUAUUAUGUAUGUAAUUAUGUGGGUAAAGGCAGCAAAUAUGAAAGCGAACCUUUAUACUUUUUCGCUAUAAACAGACAAAACAUUUUAGCACAAUUAUUUGAUUUUAAAGUUUAUUAUUAUAUUCCUAAACUUACGAAAAAAGUUUUGUAGUGUUUCUAUUUUUGUAGGACAUUUCUUGUUUAACAUUAUUGG
This is a messenger RNA of Chilo suppressalis (striped riceborer), 2737 nucleotides long. The record is from the annotation of a GenBank genome assembly. Lineage: Eukaryota; Metazoa; Arthropoda; Insecta; Lepidoptera; Crambidae.